Messenger RNA from Solenopsis invicta (red fire ant), 2301 nucleotides. RefSeq names its product pancreatic triacylglycerol lipase. The record is from RefSeq and is a predicted model, not a curated record. The coding region runs from base 68 to 1633 and encodes 521 amino acids. Gene Ontology annotation, molecular function: lipase activity. Gene Ontology annotation, biological process: lipid metabolic process. Lineage: Eukaryota; Metazoa; Arthropoda; Insecta; Hymenoptera; Formicidae. The transcript is spliced from 6 exons.
UUUUUAAUUAUUUCAUUUCUUUCUCUCGCUUUAUUAAAAUAAAAAGAAAUCCUGAUGUUUUUUCAAAAUGGACCAAAAGUAUUAUCUGUAUAACUCCAAGAUUAUCGGUAUAACUCUUCAUAUUAUCGGAGAAGUCAGUUUCUCUUUACUUAAUCGCAAUGUUGCUUUGACCCUAACAAGAGUAAAAAAAAAAAAGAGUUGCUUGUUUAGAAAUUUUCCGUUUAAGCAUGAGCGAGUCGUUGUGGUUUAUCUAUUCAAAUGUGAUGAUCGAGUAUUAUGUGUGUAUAUAUAUAUGUAUGUUAAAGUCGACGUAAACGCCAAUGUUGUAGCGCACACGACGAUGGUAUCUGUUACUCUCGCGUUUGUCAUUUUGUACCAAUUCUCUAUCGGGGAGUGUUUUCGGUUAUGGGAUCCACAUACGACGAAUGUAACUCAGCCUUUUGAACGUGCUCGGAAUAAUACGACGCACGUUGCAAAAACUGUGCCUUUAUUUAACGAGACGACUAUUAAUACAGUUGAGUCUCAAAUUGUGGACUGCUUCGGACUGGGAGAGACAGUCGCGGCGAAACUGGAAUCGCUCUUUAGCAGUAAGCCUAAUGGGAGUGACGCCUUGGACGUGCAGUUUCGUUUAUCUUCUAGAAAACGACCGCGCCGCGUGCACGUGGUGCUUGGCGAACAAUUUGGUUUAGAAUGGGCAGACUUUAAGAUAGAACGCAGGACGGUGAUCAUAGUACACGGUUUCUUGUCGCAUAGCCAGGAGACAUGGAUCAGCGAUAUGGAGCAGGCAUUACUCGAAUGGGAUGACGUUAACGUCGUGAUAAUAGAUUGGAGUGCCGGCGGUAAUACGUUGAAUUACUAUAAAGCAGUGGUCAACACCAGAAUAGUGGGAUAUCAAGUAUCAAAAUUUAUAGAACACGUAACAAACGCUACGAUCAAUAAUGCGCGUGAUGGAUCGGAUGUAAUCAAUUGGGGCCCUUUACAUCUAAUAGGACAUAGUCUCGGCGCCCACAUUUGUGGAUUCGCCGCAAAAGAGUUGAAAAAAAGACAAAACAGAUGGACAGUGUCGAGAAUUACCGGUCUAGAUCCGGCACAACCUUGUUUCCGCAAAGCUGACGCGUCUCUUCAUUUACAUAAAAAUGAUGCACCGUUCGUUGACGUGAUACAUACGAACGGCCAAUUACUCACGAGGCUGGGUCUUGGUUUACCCGAAACUAUAGGUCACGUUGAUUUCUAUCCAAACGGCGGUAAAACGCAACCUGGCUGUAUAAGAGUGGAAUCAUCGUACUUCACUUUUUGGAACAUUCCAAGAGAUGCGGUACAACGAGCGAUAUGUAGCCAUGGACGUUCUUACGACUAUCUCACGGAAUCUUUGAGAUCUGCUACUGCGCGCAAUUGCAGUUUCUGGGCACAUCAAUGGAAUUUGACAUACAGACAUUUUUUACAAAUAAUCGAAGAACCAUGCGAUAGAGAUAGCUGCACAGAGAUGGGCAUUAAAGCAGAAAUGUAUGAUCAACGCGGAAGUUUUUUCGUAGCUACAGCCAAUACCAGUCCGUUUUGCGCCAAUAGCACCGAUGUUAUAGAGGAAGUAAAAAGGCAAAUGCAACAGGAUUAUUUUCAUCACAUGGAGGAUUAACAAAUUGCAAACUUUUGGAUAACUUAUUUUUAAAUAAAUGUGCACUAUGAUAGCAUACUUAAAUAUUUUUUUAUGUCUGGAUAUUUACAGUUGAUUGUUUGCAUAAUACAAAUUUUAUAUAUAUAUAUAUAUAUAUAUAUAUAUAUAUAUAUAUGUGGGUGUGUGUGCGUGGUGUGCAAACACACACACACACGCACACAAUUUUUUACAUUUGUUUGCGUGUUUUAUUCUUUCGCGCAAACUGUUUAACAGUUAUUUUGAGAUUUUGCUAUACUUGUUAUUUUCAUAAAUUUUUAAUAAAAAUGAAGAAAAAAAUCAUUAUAUAUGUGUGAUAAUUUUGGCUUUAAAAAUGAAAUAUACGAUGUGUGUGUAUAUAUAUAUAUAUACAGCAUGUUUGAAAAAUAGUGUUUCAAAGACAGAAAUAUAACGGUUAGAGCUUUAAAGAAUAAAAUUAAGUGCACAUAAACAAUCACAAUCAUUACACGAUAGAAAAUAAAAGAAAGUACACCAAUUGAUUUAUAUCAACAUGAUUAUGCUAGGGAAGUAACGUGAAUUUUCAGUAAAAUUAAACUUUCAAACAUACUGUACUGCAUAUCCUGACAAGAAUAACUAACGCACGAUGAGUUAAAAUGCAUUGUCAGAAUUAAUAAAAAUACUCAAAGUUGUUA